AUGGCGGCGCCCGUCCUGCCUCUGCAGCAGGUCAAGCUCGCCUCGUUACCCUCGACGCAGUUAACGCCUGAGCAACAAUACUGGCGGACAUUCAAAAACCCGCUCCUGAUCCCGUCGCCGGCCAAUGGACCGGUCAACCUCAUCACUCAGCCUUCCGUUCCUUCUUCUGCCGCGGCAUUUCCAUCUCUUACACAACCGCCCGAUGUCUUCACCGUGACAACAGGCGCACGAGUCCAGAUCUAUUCGAUUCGCACACGGAAACUUCUGCGAACACUCACACGGUUCGAUGAUACCGUGCGUGGUACUGACGUUCGCGCGGACGGACGUGUCUUGGUGGCAGGUGACGACACCGGUUCCGUGCAAGUUUUCGAUGUCAAGUCGCGCGCCAUCCUCAAGACAUGGAAGGACCACAAGUUGCCCGUGUGGGUGACCAAGUUCUCUCCCAGCGACCCUACCGCAGUCCUCACGGCCAGUGAUGACCGUACAGUGCGAUUGUGGGACUUGGCCUCGCAAACUAGUGCGCGCACCUUUGUCGGCCACACCGAUUAUGUGCGUAGCGGUGCAUUCAUGCCUGGCUCCAUGGCUUCUUCUGGUCUGGUGGUUUCGGGCUCUUACGAUCGUACCGUUCGACUGUGGGAUCCUCGAGUUGGAAACCGUGCCGCUAUGACGUUCAAGAUGGGUGCGCCCAUCGAGACCAUUCUGCCCAUGCCCGCCGGAACUACACUUCUCGCCGCGGCCGACAACAAGAUUGCCGUGCUAGACAUUGUGGCUGGUAAGCCGCUGCACAUGAUCCAAAGCCAUCAAAAGACUGUCACUGCCCUUGCGCUGGCCUCCAAUGGUGAACGAUUGCUCAGUGGUGCACUUGAUGGACACAUGAAGGUCUUUGAGACCACAGGGUGGAACCCCGUCUCUGGAUCCAAAUACCCGUCGCCCAUUCUCUCUCUGCACGCGAUUACUUCCGGAACCGAAUAUGAGGAUAAGCACAUUGCUGUCGGUAUGCAGUCAGGUCUCCUUUCUAUCAAGACCCGACUAUCUGGCCAACAGAAGAUCAAGGAGCGGGAACGCCGGAAGGAAAUGGCAGCCCUGCUGGAGGGCAAAUUGGAGGAGCACGACCGGGAAGUCGCUAAGAAGAAGAAGACCCGUGGGUCUGGAUGGGAAAAGCGUCUGCGUGGACGCGAUUUCAUUGGAGAAGGUGUGGAGAUUGUCAUUCAGGGCCAGGACCACAAGAAGCGGAAGAGAGAGCAGCCUUGGGAAAACGAUCUCCGUAAGGCACGCUAUGCCGUUGCGUUGGACCAGGUCCUCACCUCGGCCGACAAGACUGCACAACUUACACUGUUUACGGCCCUGCGUCACCGCUCCGCCCUCCGCGCCUCGCUGAAGGACCGCGAUGAGGUCACCCUCCAGCCCGUCCUGCAGUGGGUUCACAAGAACAUCCGUGAACCCCGCCUGGUUGAUCUCAGCGUCGAGGUUGCCAUGAACCUUCUCGAUAUCUAUUCUGGAAAUCUGGGCCAGUCCGCACAGGUCGACAAGAUGGUGGAGCGCCUGCACCGCCGGGUUCGCGAUGAAGUGGAGAUGGCCCAACAAGCGUGGCAAACAAAGGGAAUGCUUGACAUGUUGAAGGCAACCUGA
Messenger RNA from Penicillium concentricum, 1629 nucleotides. RefSeq names its product snoRNA-binding rRNA-processing protein UTP15. Gene Ontology annotation, molecular function: protein binding. Lineage: Eukaryota; Fungi; Ascomycota; Eurotiomycetes; Eurotiales; Aspergillaceae. The record is from RefSeq and is a predicted model, not a curated record. Gene Ontology annotation, cellular component: nucleolus. The transcript has a single exon. Bases 1 to 1629 code for a protein of 542 amino acids. Gene Ontology annotation, biological process: rRNA processing; positive regulation of transcription by RNA polymerase I.